Molecule: messenger RNA, 1161 nt
Organism: Hemicordylus capensis (graceful crag lizard)
Lineage: Eukaryota; Metazoa; Chordata; Lepidosauria; Squamata; Cordylidae
Exons: 11
Coding region: 207-1037 (276 amino acids)
Source: RefSeq, a predicted model, not a curated record
GGCUGAGCUGUCUGGCCUGGGAAGAAGAGGGUCUGCUGCAGAGGACUGGAGUGGCCACUCUGACUGCCAGCCUUCUUCCUGGGGCUGGCCAGCCUACUCGAAUUCAGGCUUCACGGAGGCCUACACGGAGGCCUCCCUGGAAGCCCCGCCCAGCCGCCGAUCAGCUGAGAGGCGCCCGGGAGAAAAGCAGCUUGCCUGCUGCUUGGAUGGCCGACCAGGAGGACCAGCAGGAGGGAGGGCAAACAGGUGUCUUCACGGUUGAGGAGGAUGGAUGGUUUCUCCAGACCGUGGACACCGAAUGGUCUUGUGAGAGUCCUGACAUCCAAGAGGCCAAGAUCCCAGAAGACAACACUAGGGAUCAGGAGCUGGACGUGGAGAGCUUUGUCAGUUCCCCGAGCGUCCAGAGGCCAAGCACCGUGUUGAGGAGGCUGCAAAACACCGCCGCUGACCAAGAGCCAUCCCUUGGAGAGAGUUCUUCCUUCCAGGGGGCCGAGACUCCACAUGCCAGCAUGGAGGAAGAGGGGUCAGAAGAGGACUAUGCCACCAGUUCUCCCAGAGUCCCGAAGCCAAAGAAGUGGCUCAUCAAGAAGAUGAUGAAGAACACCUACACGGUGGAAGACUCGUCCUCCGCGGAGUGCUCCUCGAUGGAUGAGGAUGAUACGAUGCAUGACAUCAGCAGCAUCGAGGACGAGGUGUGGGACUCUCCGCUGACCCCCAGUUCGGCCAGGAACAUCGGCGAAAAGGAAAGAAGAGGACAGCUGGCCCCAGAUUGGUUCUCCUCGGUCCAUCUGGGAGAGGGGAGAGCAACAAAGAAGAUUGGGGACAUCAUCCGGAGCGUGGAGUAUGCCAGUGAGGUGGAGGAAAGGUUCCCCGAACUCCUGGUUGGCCUGGUCAACAAGAUCCUCACCGGCCUGCAGAACACCACCGAGGGAGUCGGGAACCGAGACAGCCAUUACCUGCCUCCUGAGGAGACCGCGCAGAUUGUCCGAACCCUGCUGGAGAGGGUGGCACAGGUGACCCCAGAGAAGACCUGCUGAGAAUCCCUGUGCUCUCCGCAGAGCUGCCUCCAGGGUGUGGCCCUCUUGGUGAGGGCUCUCCUCCAGACACCAUCCUCCACAGUGGCCAGGCUGAAGGCAUACCUGGCUUCCCUCUUCAGCCUCG